This is a messenger RNA of Bipolaris victoriae FI3, 1908 nucleotides long. RefSeq lists its product as hypothetical. The coding region runs from base 1 to 1908 and encodes 635 amino acids. The transcript has 6 exons. The record is from RefSeq and is a predicted model, not a curated record. Lineage: Eukaryota; Fungi; Ascomycota; Dothideomycetes; Pleosporales; Pleosporaceae.
AUGGUUGAUACACCGAAGAAACGACGCGCGGAAAAGUCGUCAAACAGCGGCGCAACGGCACCAAAGCGAGCGCGCUUACACUCAACUAGCUCAUCUACCUGUAGCGGAUCCGACACGCCCCUGUCGAAAGACGAGGAUUGGACGUUCCGAAUCAAAGUUCUGUCGACUACUACAAGCCUCAAUGACGAGCUCUUCAGAGAUGCUGUCAAAGGUCUUGUCCGCAUCUGCUUCCCUGAUGAUAUUCUGAAGCAGAUGGGACAACAUGCCGUGGAGCAGCACAUGCGCGAAAAACGAGCCGAACCAGCGAACAUACAGCGAACGAUAGAGGCCUUUCAACCGGAGAUGAUACGCCGUUUGAUAGGCAUGUUAGCUGGAUACUUCGAUACGCCCGAUCAGGUAGCCUCGGCUGUACAGGCCGCGCUUGGAGAAAGACACAAGACUCCAAAUGACGAAGGAACCUUGGGCUCUAGCAAUACUAUCGUUGAAGAGUCUCGUCCACCGAAGAACAAGAGGACCAAUCAUAGUAGGGAGCUUCAGGAGGCUACGCCAUCACGCGGUUACCAUAACAACUUGAACGGCGCCCUGGUAGAUGUGGAACGCCAAACAACCCCAGCAGAAGAUAGCUUUUCAAAUUCCAACACGAUUUCUCAAAGGCAGAAAGAUAGAAAGAUUUCAGCCACAUGGAACUGGAAUAUCGACCCCAAUGAAGUCACUGAAGAAGCUGUACAACAUGCCUUCCCUCGUACUGCUGAUCUGUUUGCAUAUCAUACUUUGCCUACCACCCAACAAAUGCUGGGAUCCAAAGCAUCGAGAAAGGAGAUGAGGCUUGACAUGCAAUCACUGCUAGACAGCAUAUCCCGAGCGGAAUUCCAGAAAUGGGUUGAAAGCUUAGAUAAGCUUCACAAAGGCAACCGCGGAAUGUUGGUCCGGCCAGAGCUUACUCUGAUGAACAAUGGCCAACUGUCUCGCGUGACACCCACCCCAAGUCAGUCAACGCUAGGUAUCAGGAACAACGGCAUACCCUUACACAGGAAUACCAUCAUCAAAUUCGAGGAUACCGAGGAUUCUGUUGGAGUACCAAAUAUCCAGGAAGCAUCAAUCAGCAAAGCGACCACGCAGGCUAUCGUAGUUACUAGGCGGCGCUUGUUAACAGAGGAUCGUGACCUCGGAUCAGCAGUCCCAGGUAUAGAGGCCGAUGCCGACACACACACUAGCCGCUCUCAGAGCAAUGACAAUAUUGACAGUUCUUUUGGUAUGCCCGUGUUGCAGUUGUUGCGGGGAACAGACUCCUUGACUCGAGAAAUGUGUGUCAAGGAUUACUUGCAGAUCACCGAGACGAUAAUGAACAAUCUACAACGCCGAAUUGCAGCUGAGGCAAUUGCAAGCGGCCUUGGUGGUCAAAGUAAGACGCGCACAAAGGAUGAGCUUCGGAGUAGUAUUGUCCAAGCUUUCCCCAAAUCCGGACAAUUUGUCAACUUUAUGAGAAUAAAGAAGGACAUUGAAGGUUCACUAGUGGAAUGGGUAAUUGCAGAGCCGCAGGCUUUUCCCGAGCUGAAGGCUAUGCCUUUUGUAUUCGCUCGUGUACUACCGCAUAUAAGAGUGGCGAUCGAAUCGCUCUUUGGCUCCUGGUCUGCUGUAUCUACACUAAGUGGGGUCCAGGUGUGGGGAAGUAUCCUUGAAGCUCUUAAGCAGCGAGGCCUCUCGGAAGCAUCGGUUGGUGCUGCAAAUAUCGACUUUUUGCAGAUCGAUAGUCUUUGCAACAACUGCAAGUUUCCAGAGGUUACACGGCGCGCUCUUCUCGAACGUAUCUUCCGUCGUGUAGUCUUUUUACACAAGGACAAAUUUCCUGAGUUGAAAACAACACCGGUUGUCAAGGUGUGGGAACGAAAGACAGGCUUGGAAUGGUGA